AUGUCUGUGAUGAGAAACAAAUGGAUACAUCCAUAGGAAAAAAAUCUAAUUGAAGUGUGAGAAUCCUGUCCUCCAUCCCCUAUAAUCUUAUUCUUCUAAUCUCACCAAAUCCAGACCAUUUUAUUAGCACCAUUGGGAAAUUAGUGGGCUUCCUUCCAGGACUUACUAAUGAUUUCCAAAUUUAUUUCCCCAAGGAUAACCUUUUUACUUGCAUUUCAAAUGCAUAUAUUUGUGUGGGGACUACACACAGAUGCUUUAAUUUCAAUAGAUCCAAAACCAAAUUCUUCUUUGUCUCCUGACCUAAAGAAAUUAGAUCCAAGUAUAUGACCUAAAUUUUUUAAGAAAAUACAAGCCCACUUUCAUUCAAAUGUCUGAAGAGCCUGGCAAGUUCUAGGCAUUGGGGAUAAAUCUAUAGACAAGAGAGACCCUUAUGCCUCUCAUAUUAGGAAGAACAUAUUUUUACAAUGACAUGUGGUGAAUGAUAUGCUAGGGAAGAAUCCCUAGCAUAAGGGAUAAAAGGGAGAAUAUCAAAAAAAGGUCCUGGGAGCAGGGAAUGGGGUGGGAACAAUUAAGAAUGCCUUCCUAGGGGAAUGACUUUUCUAAGACCUAAAGGGUUCAUAGGAGUUAGGUGAGGCAGGACAGAACAAGGAAGACCUUAAUUAAAAAAACAGAGCAGCCAGGACUCAGAGCUGGCCUGCUACAUUGGAAAUAAGAUAUAAAGGUGGUUUUCCAGGGCCCUAAAAUACUAGUCAGAGAAGAGUAGGGAUGCCCAACAGAGGAUUCCUAUGGCCAGGUCAGAUUUCUCUUUUUGAAAGCAGCUUCCAUUUCCAUCCACCCCUUCCCAUGCCCCACUGCAGAAGCAAGGUCCUGAGCCACAGGAGGAGAACAGGACAAGUUUGAAAACCAGCAGCUACAGCUUUGGCACCCAGUUAGUAGAAGACUUCUAUCAGCAUCCCAAAUGCUCCUGGAUUAAGCUCCUUUGUUCAUAGGAGAAUAAGAAUGGAGGCCAGAACUGCUGCAGUAAGGCUGAGGCCCAAGAGCAAAUGGCUAGACUGCUGGUUAAACUGCCAGCAGGGCAAGCCUUCAUGUUCUCCUCAUCACAGUUCUCUACCAGUAAAUCAGAGAAUAAACUGACUAUCCCUUCCCUUCUGGAGGGACAGUAAUUCAUGACCACACAGUAUAUGUGGGUGGAGGGUGAAGAAGAGACAAUAAAAUAAUCCAGGCUCUGUGGAAGCCACACUGUUGUAAUUCAAGAUAGCCAUCUCUGACCUUUGUGCCUACAGAGACAGGCAUGCAGUACAAACGAGGCAGAAUGCCUCCCACUGCCUGAUGACUUGACUAUUUUAUGUGGUCUCAGCAGAGUCUGGCAGCCACACCACCAGUGGCAUGAAUGAUUAAGCAGCCAAGAAAACAAGAAACAAAUAGGUAAUGUUUCAAGUGAUCUCUUACCAAGGGCCUAGGGUCUGAGUAUCAGGGGAAGAGAAACGUGAAGCCGUGAUCACUGUAGUCAUCACUUAAACCUGGGAAAGCCGAGCAGGUCUGACAUAUCAUGAUCAACUGCCAGGAAGAUGCCACUUUAUAUGGAAACAGGGAAAGUAAGGAGUGAGGGGAGAAGAAAGCAUCACCAGAGUAGGGUUCCUCACAUGCAAGCAUCUGUGUAUGGUCCCUCUGACUAUCUUACCUUUUACUAAUCUUUCUGCUGAUCAACUAUCCUGCAAACCUCAGGAUCUGCAUCUAUGUCCAAACUUAAUUUUCAUCUCAGUUCCUUUCAGCUCUCAAUUUCAUAGUACUGAAAAGCCUUAAAGGGGGAAAAAAUAUAAAAACAAAAACAAAGCCCUCUGAAGUUUGGAGGUAAUUAUAGAGAAACUUCAUUCAAAUCCUACAAAAUUCAAAACAUGUCCCCAUAAUCAAAAUAAAGGCCAUUCAUUAUAGGCUGUGUUUUCAUCAAGAGAUAAGGCUGUUUGUGAUAAGCGUAUGAAUGCUUAUUUCUAAGGUACCCACUCCUAAAAUUCAUUGAUGUCACACAGGAUCUUAACCUCUUUCUCUGUAGGUUGAGGAUAGAAAGUGAAACUUCCUUGCUAGUAGGACUAGUCCUGUGUUUGGGGAGGAGGGGAAGAGGCAAAGUAGUCUAUUGUCUCAAUAGAGAUUAGAAAGUCUGAUAUACAAAGAAACACAAAUCAUUGUUUUUGGACAAAAUCUCAAGUUGUUUAUUUGUCUGUUUAAAGUUUUUAAACAUCCAGACAGUAGUCACACAGAUCUGCACUUUAACAUCUUUAAAGCCUUAGGUGCUUAAGGUCAAAGUUUCCUUUCACACUUGUGGUUGAAGCCCAGAGAAUUAGGCAAUUCACACCAAUAGAAAUACUGACAGAAACGCUGCCUAGGCAGAAACAGGAAGUGGGAUCCAAACCUAGGUGUGGGUCAGGAGGAGGAUGGAACUCUGAGUGCCCGCACAUCAAACCCAUGCCACUGCCCUGUGCUGUCACCUUCCAAGAAAGGUUGUAAGACCAUGUCCAAUAUGGAGAAACACCUGUUUAACUUGAAAUUUGCUGCUAAAGAGCUUAAUGGGAAUGCCAAGAAAUGUGAUAAAGAAGAAAAGGCUGAAAAGGGCAAGAUUAAAAAGGCCAUUCAGAAAAGCAAUACAGAAGUUGCAAAAAUACCUGUUGAAAAUGCAGUCUGCCAGAAGAAUCAAGCAAAUAAUUUCUUGAGAAUGAGCGCUAAGGUGGGUACUGUGGCAGCCAGAGUUCAAAGUGCAGUAACAAUGGGCAAGGUAAUCAAGUCCAUGGCAGGUGUGGUUAAGUUUAUGGAUGCUACACUGAGGAGUAUGAACCUUAAGAAGAUUUCUGCCCUGAUGGAUAAAUUUGAACACCAGUUUGAUACACUGGAUGUUCAAACACAACAAAUGGAAGACACAAUGAGUAGUACUACUAUCCUAACAACACCACAAAACCAAGUGACUAUGCUGCUUCAAGAAAUAGCAAGUGAAGGUGGCCUUGAUCUCAGUCUGGAAUGACCACAGGAUCAGACGGGAUCUGUUGGCACCAGUGCUGCUUCCACGGAACAGGAUGAACUAUCACAGAGACUUGCUUGUCUAUGUGAUCAAGUAUAAUUUAAAGAACUGGUGCUUUUGUUUACCUCAUGUACUUCUGUUUACUACAUCUACUUAUCUAUAUGUGUAUAUAGAUAAGUUGCACUCUGUUACACUAAGAACACUAUAUGUUACAGAAUACUUGAACACUAUUUAUAUAACCCUUUCUUUUGCCAUGCUGUACUUUCCAAUACUUCAAGAAAUUCCAGAGAAUUUCCACCUUGACAGAUUUUACAGUUUGUAUAUUAUGUUGAAAAGCUGGCAUUAGUUUGUUGUAUAUGAAACAUCUUCCUCAAAAAUUGCAUCACAAAUCUAACAACAAAAUACUACAGAAGAAAGUAUAGAAUAAAGCUUUUGGUUUCUUUUUAAUUCAAAAAAAAAAGAAAGAAAGAAAUGCUACUGUGCUGGUUGGAAAACAGUGACUGCUUGAGCAUGAGAUUUCCUCCUGUCACCACAUCUGCCCUCCCCACAAUUCAGCCACUGAAGGUGCCCAUGCCACACUGAUAAAAUAUUUACCACCUUCAACUCCACCACUGGAGAAAGCUGAUCAAAACACAAAAAAACAAGCCUUACAUGGGGCCUUUGGGGUCCCAAAACUAUUUGUUUUCUUUGCCAUUUUGUAGAGAGACAAUUCAACUAGGCAUCAAGAGGGCUGUGUUCUGGUCCAGCUCCAGGACUAUGUCUGUCUAGUCCACACCCUGGUGUUCUGCUCGUCUCAAAAUCUGGGCUGAGAUCAGUUAUUUGAGCAAGAUUCCAUCACUGCUAUGGGAUGAGGAUGCCUGGUAGUUGAAACACAGGGCCUAACUAGGAAGGAUCUUUAUAUUUAAGUAUACUGUUUCCUAAUUCUUCAGCCCCCCACCUCCAUCUUCUGCUUCCUGAGAAAAUCCAGGGAUGAGACCCCUAUGGUAGAUAGACAUAAAACUAGGGAAGAUCUAUAGAUUUCUUAUGAUCUCAUCACAGAAAUCUAAAGCCAGAGUCCAUUAAAUUUUCAGCAGGAUUUAUUCCCAAGUUCCGAGAGCCAAAAUAAAAUACUGGAAAUGAAAGAAAGCUAUACCCAUUACUGAGCUCUGGGGAAAAAAGUUAUUUCUGGGAACAAAGUCACUUGUUUAUGGAAAAGACAACAAAGUGCUUACUGGUGGACAGGAAUACUCAGGGAUGAGUGCCAAGAGGUUUUUAAAAACUCAAUCUAAAUUACUAAUUAUACCUUUAAAUCCCACCUUUUACCAAAAGAAUUAUAUUAUUGCUACUAGGAUAGAGAAUAACAUGCUCAUGGUCAAG
Phyllostomus discolor (pale spear-nosed bat) is the source of this 4363-nucleotide messenger RNA. RefSeq names its product charged multivesicular body protein 1b-2-like. The coding region runs from base 2507 to 3010 and encodes 167 amino acids. Gene Ontology annotation, cellular component: ESCRT III complex; multivesicular body. NCBI's taxonomy places the organism in Eukaryota, Metazoa, Chordata, Mammalia, Chiroptera, Phyllostomidae. The record is from RefSeq and is a predicted model, not a curated record. The transcript is spliced from 2 exons. Gene Ontology annotation, biological process: protein transport; late endosome to vacuole transport; endosome transport via multivesicular body sorting pathway.